UGGGAAGAUGUAAAGUGUCAUCCUUUGUUUGCUGUCAGCGUGAAGUUUUCUUAUCUCGAUAAUUGUUUGUUUAUAAUUUGCCUUUUGUUGCACCCGCUAGCCGAUUGUUUACGGUCGAAUGCAAUUGUAAUCAAGAUAAUGUCGUCGGCAACUGACGCAAAAUUCCCGACAAUCCCUCCAGGGCUCCGUGCUUUGAUUGAUCAGUGCCAAGCGAUUUACCCUGACCAAACGAACCCUCUCCAGGUGACGACUGUCUUGAAGUACUGGCUUGGCGGCCAGGAUCCUCUAGACUACAUUUCGAUGUAUUCCAACAAAGGUGAUCCUGAGAGAGGUAUUCCCCCACAUUGGCACUAUGUGAGCUUUGGUCUCAGCGAUUUGCAUGGAGAUGGAAGGGUUCACGUUUCGGAAGCUUCAAAUAAAGAGGAUCCCAUUUCCGGGAUGGGGUUCGAGCUGACUUUUAGAUUGACUAAGACAACAUCGAACGGAAAUCAAUCAGACAAGCCCCCAACAUGGCCUGCGAACUUACUACAAGCUCUUGCCCGGUAUUGUUUCCAGACGGGGAAUCGUCUCUUCGCUGGGGACAAUGUUCCGUGGAAGAGACCCUUGGACGGUGCCAACUGGAAAAUUCAACAUUUGCUUAUUGCCGACGAUGCACAACUUGCCCGCACCCGCACUCCUUUCGGCUGGGUCGACUUCUGCCAAAUUGUCGGGGUGACUGACGAGGAACUUGAUCAAGCGUCGAGGUGGAAUGGGAAGGGUGUUCUCAACAUUUUGAAGCGUGAAGCUGCUACUGGGGGUGACUGGCUCGUAACAGAUGUACGACGGACACAAAGCGUUUUUGAGCUCUUCCCGGAGACACUACAACAACUUCAGGACGACUUGGAGAAAGAAGGUUCCGAUUUGGCCGGAAUUAAUGCUGAGUUCACCUUCAGGGAGAUCGGGAAGAAUAAAUUUAAGACUGAAAUAGAUUCAGGGAUUGUUAUUGAGAAAUCCGACGGCGUCGAAAGUAAACCGGAUAUAAUGAGCUUCAACACAUCGAACUCGCUGUCCAGUUCACUACACAAAUCAUAUCCCGUCGGGUAUCAGCCGAGUAACAUUAUUCCUCUGGAUGGCAUUGAGCUCACUUUCGCUCCAUAUGCCGCGAAAUUUCUGAUGUUGGCUGUUAAGGAUCGCAUUCGCCACGGACGCCACUUCACAUUUAAAUCUCGAAAUUUGGCUUUAACGUUUGUUAGCGAGACCGUUACGGGUAGCGCAGUGAGCAAGGAAUUUCCUUACGGAGUGAUUGGGUAUUGGGUUCAGGUGCUACUCCCAAAUGAUUUGGUACCACGGAUGAUGACAGAGUUCAGCAGGUUGAAAACUAGCGUAGAUGACGAGGAGGAAGAAUGCAGGCGUGAGAUUUUCGACUUUCCUGAUAAAAACUUACGAAUAAUAAUAGAAAAGCCUGAGAAUAUUCAUGGAAUCAUGAAAGCAGUUGCCUUAUAAUAGUAGGAAGGAUCAUAGGGUUAGGAGUAAUCAGUAUUUACACUGUUUCGUAAGUGGACACUAAAUGCCUUCCAUAACGAAAUGAUUUUUCAUGCUAGAAUAUUUUGUACGAUAUUGGAGAUGGCGAAUAAAUUUCAAGAUAUUUUUA
Hermetia illucens (black soldier fly) is the source of this 1630-nucleotide messenger RNA. RefSeq names its product suppressor of fused homolog (gene Su(fu)). The transcript is spliced from 2 exons. Bases 139 to 1482 code for a protein of 447 amino acids. NCBI's taxonomy places the organism in Eukaryota, Metazoa, Arthropoda, Insecta, Diptera, Stratiomyidae. Gene Ontology annotation, cellular component: cytoplasm; nucleus. Gene Ontology annotation, molecular function: transcription factor binding. The record is from RefSeq and is a predicted model, not a curated record.